GGUUUCUUUGAGAAAUUUUAAGAUGUUCGCAACAAAGUCAAAGUAUUACUUCCAUAUGAGGCUACAUCCCUGAGAGUAAAUAACUUGCUCACUGUCAGUAAAUGUCUGUAGUUUGGGGAAGUGAAACUUCGGAAAAAGCAGAAAUGAAGUAACAUCAUUUAAAUGUGAUCUACAGCCUCAUACGACCUCAUCUACAGCAGACGGAAAGAUGAAGCCGUUGGGCUGGUGCCUGCUGUUUGUUUAUGUCACAUGUUUCCACACGUCUCCCAUUCUGGCCAUUAAGAGGAUCAUAGUGAAUUACUCAUCUCAGAACCUGUCCUCGGUUCCCCCUGGCCUUAAACCAUCAACGGAGGACUUGGAUCUGUCGCUGAAUCACAUCCAGGCACUGAGCGCCAAAGACUUUAGCACAACACCACGACUCCACUUCCUCAAUCUGUCCUGGAAUAUACUGGAGAACAUAGACACGGAUGCAUUUAACUCUACGCCAGCUUUGGAGAUAUUGGAUCUGUCGCACAACAGACUCCAGAACCUCUCGAACCAACCGUACCUGCUUAAAACGGGACGUCUACAGCUCUUAGACUUGUCAUCCAACUUGUUUUCCAUCAUGGCGCUAGGAAGGGAAUUUUCGACCUUGAAACACCUGCAGUGGUUGGGCCUGAGUGCCAAAUCAAUCAGCAACCAAGACUUCACUUACAUUGCCAAUCUUACUCUGAAAACGCUCUUUAUUAAUGCAAACAGCCUACAGACGUAUCAGGAGAACAGUCUUACAGAAGUACGCUCCGAGAAAGCCAUCAUUGCCUUGUCCAAAAGCGACCUUGACAUUGCAAUCGCGGUUGAUGUUUUUGCGGCGUUUAAAGAAGUCGAAUUCACUUUGGUGGACAGCGAGAUGAAGGUCAUCCAGCAGAUACACCGUCGAGGAAUCCUACGCACCGUUAGCUUGGAAAUCUCCAAAGUAGAGACCACCUGGCAUGUUCUAACAAGCUGUGCAAACACAAUAUUGCAGUCUACAAUUCGACAGCUUUCUUUCUCAGACCUUACAAUGACAAAAAUGGAAAACGGUACGCUGUUGUCCACAAGCCGCAUGUUGGAUUCCUUUUCUACAACUAGAGCAUCCGUAACCGAAUUCAUCUUCAAUCAAAAAGAGCUCUAUGACUUCUUCAUAAACAUGCCUGCAAGAAACAUCAGUUUAACCCAAACGCCAAUCAUCUUCAUGACCUGUCCUUUGACUGUAAGUCAGAUCGAGGUGUUGGACUUGUCCGAUUGCGCCCUUACAGAAAACGUCUUUUCGGUUGAUCCGGAUACUGAAUGCAGUACAUUGACAAACCUAGUAAAGUUGGUUCUGAAGGGAAACAACUUGAAACUCCUUAGACCACUGACCUCAAGAAUCCAUCUCAUGGAUUCGCUUCAAUACAUCGACCUUGGUCAAAACACACUUACCUAUUCGGAGGAACAAGGCAAAUGCCUUUGGCCUCCCAAAGUUGUCCAACUAGAUUUGUCUUCGAAUGGAUUCGACCAGAGCGUCUUCAAGUGUUUGCCUGAUUCCAUACGGAUCCUAAACCUUCGGAAUAACCGAGUGACCGCAGUUCCUUCAGAACUUCAGGUUUUGGAUGACUUGAGGGUCCUUGACCUUAUGGACAACCGUCUUCUAGACCUUCCCACCUGCCAAGCGUUCCCAAAUCUGCAGAAGCUCUCUGUAAGAUCCAACUCAAUUCAUUCGCCUUUACCGGGAGCCCUCGAGACUUGUCCGCAUCUUGAAGAUCUGGACUUGAGUCGCAACUCCUUCAUCUGUACAUGUGCUUUGCGUGAAUUCACCACUCUCAUCAAAGACCGAGUGACACGACCAAGAGGAGAAACUCUUGGUUUGACUCUUGGCCACUGGCCGGAAGGAUACCGAUGCAGUUACCCAGAAUCCUGGAGCAACUCCUUACUAGAAGACUUCUACCUUCCUGAGAUCUCCUGCAAUGCUUGGAUCCUGGCUAUUACUAUUCUGAUCCCAACAAUCACUUUAAUAGUCGCCAUUAGCCUUCUAUGUAUUCGUCUGGAUGUGCCAUGGUACCUCAAGAUGAUCUGGAAAUGGACGCGAGCCAAGCACAACGCAAUUACUUCCCAAAGGAAAUCGGAAGACUUGGAGGGGUUGCGUUUCCAUGCAUUCGUAUCGUACAGCCAAAAGAACGCGGACUGGGUCAAAUCUCAAUUUCUUCCCAAGCUUGAAGGCGACUACGGCUUGCGAGUGUGUCACCACGAGCGUGACUUCAUCCCGGGAAAGACGAUCGUCCAGAACAUCCUCCUAUGCAUCGAGCAGAGCCGAAAGUGCGUCUUCGUGCUCUCCUCUCAUUUCGUCCAGAGCGAAUGGUGCCACUACGAACUCUACUUCGCCAAUCACCAGCGAGUGACCCGAGGGAUGGACAGCAUUAUUCUCAUUCUGCUGGAACCUCUGCCGUUGUAUCUCAUUCCCUCCAAGUACUACCAGCUCAAGGCUAUGAUGUCUAGGCGCACCUAUCUGGAGUGGCCACCGGAAGGAGCCAAGCAGAAACUCUUCUGGGCAAAUCUCAGAGCAGCUCUGCAGGCCAACCUUCCCAGUCCCCCAGAGAGAGAAGAAUAGUGAUUAGAGGAAUUUUGCUAAUCAUUUCAUUGAGAUUGUCAAGUAGAUACUCAUUUAAAACAGUGGUUCUCAGCCAGAGGGCAUCAGCAAACUUCCACAGGGGCUUUAAGAUGACUUAAAAUGAUAAGACAAAACAUGUCUAAAAUUAAGAUAUUUAUGGACCUGGAAAAUUGAGUUUUUUCAUUUCUUUAACGCAAUGCCAGCUUCAUGUGAGAAAAUUGUAUGAUAAAACUAUAUCAGGUUUUUAAAAUCUAUUAUUCAGAAAACUCCAUAACUAUAUUUAACUUUUUAAAAAUGUCUUGCUAGAAUAUGGAGAGAUUUCACAUGCUAAAUAAAUAAAUAAAUAAUGGAAUUAUUAAAUACAUCAUGGAAUGAUGCAAUAAUUAAAUGAAAAUACAAUUAAAAUGUAAGCAUAAAUAUUUUAUUUAGUUUAAGGCAGCACCUUGCAUCAUUUGUUUUCACCUUGCCUAUUUAUCCUUACAUUUCUUUGUACAUUUAUGUAUUUAUUGCAAAAUUCCAUGAUGCAAAUAAUAAUUUUAUCAUUUUAUUUAGUCUAAAAAUAUUUCCUAAGCUCUAAAACAUUUUAUUGGUAGAAAUUAUAUUAAAAAUCCUUAAUUCUUAUGCAACGAAUCACAAACAACUGAAAAAGGCAUGCAUAUUCAUUGCUUAAAAAGUCUGGGGACCCUGAAGAAAAUUCAGAAAUUUAAGGACUUGGAGUCAAAAAGGUUGAGAGCCACUGUUUUAAAGUUAUUAAUUACAAAGAUUGGUACCUAGCAUGCAAAAUUACCAAUCCUUGAAAUUAAUAACCAUAAGUGAGACAAAAGACAUCCUUAGAUUUACAGUGAAUAGAGGCCUUAAGGAAGACCCACGUUAGUGAUGGAUGAACUGAAACAGGAUAGAGAAUGACAAUUAAAUUCCAUAUACAACUAGAGAACAAAUGUUUUAUUUAUUAUGAGCUGCCAGCACAACAUUAUAUUACACGAUAACACAGUCUAGUUAGUUCAUGAAGCAUUUUACAACAAUACAAUGUGAACAUAUUGCAUUUGCUUUAACAAUGAAUUCUGCAUUUUACAGACAAAUAAUAAGAAAAUGCUGAAUAUUUUUGCAUGUUUGUUAAUUAAUACCUAAAAUAAAACCAUGACCUAAACGAGAUCUGCUUGAUGACCGGUGCAUUGCAACUCUAAACAUGUCUAAAGCUUCAUAUUUGAUGCAAAAAAGUUGAUACAUUUCACAAAUGUCUGAAAAGUAU
Molecule: messenger RNA, 3851 nt
Organism: Cyprinus carpio (common carp)
Lineage: Eukaryota; Metazoa; Chordata; Actinopteri; Cypriniformes; Cyprinidae
Gene: tlr1
Product: toll-like receptor 1
Biological process (GO): inflammatory response; toll-like receptor signaling pathway; immune response
Cellular component (GO): membrane
Molecular function (GO): protein binding; transmembrane signaling receptor activity
Source: RefSeq, a predicted model, not a curated record